Engraulis encrasicolus (European anchovy) is the source of this 1740-nucleotide messenger RNA. RefSeq names its product neuronal pentraxin receptor-like. Lineage: Eukaryota; Metazoa; Chordata; Actinopteri; Clupeiformes; Engraulidae. Bases 28 to 1740 code for a protein of 570 amino acids. The record is from RefSeq and is a predicted model, not a curated record. The transcript is spliced from 5 exons.
UUCAUUGUUGUUAUUUUGGCCGCCGGUAUGGUGGCCUUCAUCGGAGCUGUCAUCUGUAUCAUCGCUGCCGUUCACACCGGAGCCUCCUCGGCCGCCCUGGCUCAGCCACUGGCGGAUAACCAGUCGCUAGCCCCGGACGCAGGUGCGCAGACCCUGGCACCCGGCGGGAAGGUGCCCGCCCGCGCAGGACCAGUGGACGCUCUCCAUGGUCCUGACUCCAACGGCCGGGAGCUGGGAGGCGGAGAGGCGCCGACCUUUUACACGGUGACUGGCACCACAAUGGGCGGACCCGGAGGGGGCGGUGAACAGGUGAUCUACAGCCGCCUCAUCUGCACCCCCGUCCCCGCCGGCGAGUGCAAGCCCAAAAACUUUCAGCAACAAGCGGACGAUCCGACUCUGUACGCGGGCGAAGACUCGGGCUACCUGCGCACCACGGCGGACCAGCUCCGCCAAACUGUGCUUCAGCAGAAAGACGAGAUCCUCACCGACCAACGCACCAUCCGCGAGCUGACAGGGAAACUGACAGAAUGUGAGCGGGACAUGGGGAUGGCAAAUGGGGAAAGCCCCGGAAAGAGUGCGGCGGCGAUCUGGGGUGGCAAACGAGCCGAGGAUGGCCACAUUAUGGUGAGAGACGAGGCGCCAUCUGAGAUGCUGGCUGCGCGCGCUGUUCAGGAGCUCGAGCAAGCCAUCAAUCAACUCAGGGGCCGCAUUGAGAAGCUGGAGUCGGAGAUGGCUCCCCAGGGCCACAAUCACACAGCCGCCCCCACCAUCGCCACCCCGAGCAGUGGAACCCCCAUGGCGGUAGCGGUGCAGCAGGCCGGCGUGCCGCCUGCCACCCCUGGUGGCGGCGCGGGGGAGGUGCAGCAGCAGGUGGAGGAGCUGGAGGGGGAGCUGGAGAGGAAGCUGCAGCAGCUGGAGCAGGAGAGGAGGGCGCUGGGGCAGCACGGCCAGAAACACCGGCAACACAUCGACCAGCACAUAAACACCGUCCACCAACGCCUGGCAGGACUGGAGAGGGACUCUGUGGCUCCACAUGGCUUCAGGCUGUCCUUCCCACCAACAAGCAGCAGCAGUAGAUUCUCAAGCCCUCAUGGCCACGUGUCGGCCCCCACACACAACCGCGUCACGACCCCCUACGCCCGGGUCACGACCCCUGUGCCCCCGCUGCAUGCCCUGACGGCCUGCCUGUGGCUGCGCCCGCUGGGCACGGGGCUGGGCACCCCGCUGUCCUACGCGGUGGCGGGGCAGCCCAACGAGCUGGCACUGCUACUGGGCAAACACCACACACUGGAGCUCAUCAUUAACGAUCAGGUGGCGCUACUGCCAGUGAACAUAUCAGUGGGCGUGUGGCAACACAUGUGCGUGAGCUGGCACAGGAAGGGCGGGCAGUGGAAGGCGUACCAGGGGGGCAGGGUGUGCGGAGAGGGAGCCGGGGUGUCGCCCGGACACACCAUCCGACCCGGAGGAACGCUCAUCCUGGGACAGGAGCAGUGGGGGGGAGGUUUUCGACGCCAGCCCGGCUCUGCAGGUUUUGGCGAGCUGUCCCAGUCUGAACGUGUGUGGGGACGGGGCGCUUGCGGCCGUGCCCGAGGUGUCCGCCCUUGGCCCAACUGCACUCAGGGGCUGCUGGGUAACUGUAGUAGUUCCCUGGAGGUGAGCAUCACCUGGAGGCAUUGGGCCGGAGCCACCAAGGAACACGGGGAGCCGUGUCGCUUGCCUGCGUCCAGUGCCAAGCAGUGA